Messenger RNA from Sclerotinia sclerotiorum 1980 UF-70, 2091 nucleotides. RefSeq lists its product as hypothetical. Gene Ontology annotation, cellular component: cytoplasm. The record is from RefSeq and is a predicted model, not a curated record. Bases 1 to 2091 code for a protein of 696 amino acids. Lineage: Eukaryota; Fungi; Ascomycota; Leotiomycetes; Helotiales; Sclerotiniaceae. Gene Ontology annotation, molecular function: calcium-dependent phospholipid binding; calcium ion binding. The transcript has 3 exons.
AUGUCGCUCGAUCCGCGAGAUUCACAAAUGAGGGGUAGGAGUAAGAGUCCCGGACGCGAAAGAUCGCGUUCGAGGUCUGGAUAUGAAGUGGAGGGAGUAAACGCACCUACACCGCCAGGUUUCGACUAUGAUGAGUCUCGCACUGGCAGGAACAGAUACAGGGAUUCAAGCCCAAAUCCUACGACGGGAUUCGGUGCAUCGAGAUUUGGUGGCACGACUGGAGCUGGUAUCCCCGAUACCUUGAAGAUUGAUGAGGUGCGGUACACGGAGAGGGAUAGGGAUAAUGAGAGAUUGCAUACUCCGGCUCAGUUUGACAAUUUGACUUAUGGAGAGGGUUACAUACCGGGUACUCCGGCCAAGAUCAAUGUUUAUGGCUCUCGUGAGCCUUCUCCAGCUGCUGUUCCGAGAAGUGCGGGAGGCUAUGGGAAGGAUGCUCAUACUCCCACUUAUAGUACCUUCAGCGACCGGUUGGCCUCACCUCGCGAGCAUGAUCUUAGCGUUGAUAGUCGCAGACUUGAGGAGACCCAUGGUCGUCAGAGAUCCGCAAGUUUUAAUGUUUCUGCCGGCGUCGGAAAACAUCAUGGCUCUCUCGCUGGUGGUGUGAGUAUUGGUCAUGAGCAUUCUUAUGCUCAAUCGUCCACCGGAUCUCAAUUCUCCGAUCUUUCUAGUCCUGGACCUCCAGGUGCAAGAUAUGGUACUCCAGCUAGUCCUGUGGCUGGAGGUGGAUAUGUAAGUGCUGGAUAUGGCAAGAGAGAAGAUGAACAUAAUAGAUAUACAGACCCGGCGGCGUGGAAAUAUGCACAGCCUGGUGAUAAGAUUUCCUUUUCCAGUACGACUCGGAAGACGGUAAUUGGGGGGGAAGGUCAUGCUCAUAGGGAUUCUUCACCUCCGAGACAUAUUAGACAUGAGAGUGCGUCGGCUCGAAGCAGUAGCUCUCGAAUCGUCUCGGAAUCAUUCGUCAGUUCUCGUCGUGAUGCUUCCCCCAAUCCUGCUAGACUGGGCGAUCGACUCAAUACCCUAAGCAUCAACACUAGUGGGCAUCUGGGUCACUCAUCCCAUGGCUCCCUGAGCUUAUCUCCCGGCGGUCAUUCUCACUCCCACUCUCUCAGUCUAGCCAAUGCCCCUGCAUCUCCCCUCCUCGAAUCCUACAAGGGAACCUAUCAAUCUAUAUCCCCUAUGCCCUCCCCAAUGCUCAUGGUCACCUCCCACUCCGACAUCUCCGAGACCUUCUCUCCGCUAUCCCCAUCAGGGGAAGAUCGAUCCUUUCGCCGCACGGCACGUUUUCACGAUGCCCAAGACGAAGCCGAAAUGCUCCGCGAUGCAUUGAAAGGGGAAAAUCGUGCUCCGGAUGUCCAUCCCCUAAUUACCAUUCUCCCGGGCCUAACUCAUGAGCAAAUCCUCGAUUUGCGUACCGAGUAUAAGAAGAUUGUUAAAACGGGUCAUGAAAGGAAAGGUGUCAAUAUCGCUAAACAUAUUAAGCUGCGUCUCAAGGAUGAAGAUCCUAGUUUGAUGAAAGCUUGUUAUGCGGUUGCCUUGGGACAAUGGGAGAGUGAAGCCUACUGGGCUAAUUUCUGGUAUCAAGGAGAGAAAUCUCGUAGGGAAUUACUCAUUGAGAGUUUGAUGGGACGAUCGAAUCGCGAGAUUCAGAAGAUUAAGGAUGGCUUUAGUGAUAAGAAGUAUCGCGAUUCUCUGCGUCAAUGUAUGGAGAAGGAACUCAAGGAGGAUAAGUUCAAGAAGGCGGUUUUGCUAGUGUUGGAUGAGAAGAGGAUGGAGGAGAGUAGGAGGAUUGAUGGCGAUUUACUGAGAGAGGAUAUUAGACAGUUGGAGAAGUGUGUCACGAGUGAGAAGGGGGGUGAGACGAGAAUGAUUGAGAUUGUUUGUUUGAGGAGUGAUAAUCAUUUGAGGGAGGUGUUGAGGGGUUAUGAGGAGAAGUUUGGGAGAAACUUUGCUAGGGAAAUGUUGGGGAAGAGUACUAAUCUUGUUACAAUAUGGAUAAAUGUGUGCAUGCAUAAGUUAGAUGUUAGACGUUGGAUGGUUAUGAGAUUUGAGAAUAGGGUUGAGAUUGGGGGUGGUGUUUGUGUGUAUGGUUGA